Messenger RNA from Aspergillus tubingensis, 522 nucleotides. RefSeq lists its product as uncharacterized. The transcript has 3 exons. The record is from RefSeq and is a predicted model, not a curated record. Bases 1 to 522 code for a protein of 173 amino acids. NCBI's taxonomy places the organism in Eukaryota, Fungi, Ascomycota, Eurotiomycetes, Eurotiales, Aspergillaceae.
AUGGGAACAACCUCCGUCCGCCGCAAUCUCUUCCACCACCACAUUAGCAAACGCGCUGGCUCGACUGGCCCCGCAGGUUCUUCUGCACAGGGCAAAACCAGCAACGGAACCUCUGGCCUAUCAUCGCAGCUGCUGCAAUCAAAUUCGUCUGAAGCACCUACAUCUUUAAGCGCCGGAUCCGUUGACAACGGGGAAAUCGUGGUUAAGGACAAGAACGGUAGCUACAAGCUUGAUGUCCCUGUACUACCCCCCUUGAUUGGUGAAGAUGGUGAGGAAAUGGAAGGUAUAGAAGGUGUGGGUGCCGGCGAUGGUUCCGGCGCAGCAGGGGGCAAUUUGAGUGCGCAGGAGAAAGAGAAGAUGGAGGCAAACCUUGUUGAGAUGAUGUAUCGGAAUCGAAACCGACAAAUGAGUAUCGAGCCUGCCGAAAUACUCAACCGUAUACACCAGAGCCUUCGCAAUAAGGUUGCCGCCUUGGAGGAAGAUAACUGGAUGUACGAGGCUGAAGUCGACUCGAGGGCCUAA